Messenger RNA from Colletotrichum acutatum, 637 nucleotides. RefSeq lists its product as uncharacterized. Bases 137 to 463 code for a protein of 108 amino acids. The record is from RefSeq and is a predicted model, not a curated record. NCBI's taxonomy places the organism in Eukaryota, Fungi, Ascomycota, Sordariomycetes, Glomerellales, Glomerellaceae. The transcript has 3 exons.
ACAAUGUCGAAGCUAUAUCAAUUCAGUCUCGGUCUCUUCUGCCCCAAGAGACUUUUGAGCUAUUCAAGGCUUGAAGCUAAAUUCUAACAACUCUAUCCGCAUUACGAGCUUAAUCUUGCCGCCAUCAAAAGUCAAAAUGAAGUUGUCCCUCCUAGCUACGAUCACGGCAGUUGCCAUUACCUCUACGGAGGCAUGCGCCAAGUACAAGACUUGCUGGUGCGAGAGAAGCAACUUCAUGUACGAGGGCAGACUGCAGGACAACAUCCCCUGGGACGAAGACACUGUCAAGGCUUGCGUGGACCCCGGGACAGUAGGAUACUAUGGGCAGAACUUUAAGGAGUGCCACCGAUACAAAAAGUCCUUCUUCGCCUUCAUUCCCUCCAAGGCCAUUAACAACUGCGAUUGGACCAAGAAAUGCCAAUCGGUUGGUGCUACGACCGGAUACUGCCGCGAGAAGAUUUAGAUACCCCGAAGUUCGAGAUAGCCAUACGAUAUUUAAUGUCCACUACGAAUUGAAUGCUUUUGCGUGUCGGUCUCACAGUGUAACUCCCUCACAGCCUACUGACUGUUCAGCAACGGCUCAGAUCGAGAUUGCGGGUCAAUAGCCGUGAAAAUCUAUCGCAAUUGCAUGCCGUAG